AUGGCGCAGUCGCUUUCUCUCUCCAGCAAGGGGUUGAAAGGCCAGGUGGUUCUGGUUUUGGGAGGAGCGGGGCAGGUAGGAUCAGCAGUUGCGCUGGACCUGCUUCGCAAGGACGCUGUCGUAGCCGUGCCCUCACGCUCGCGCAAAUCGCUCGACCAGCUGGGCAACUACCUACGAGACCAUGGUGCCGACGUCACCAAUCUGGUGAUGUUUCAAGACGACGUGGGUACCAAGGAGGGCGCUCUUCGCGUGCUCGAAGCUUUGCAGGCUCACGAAGCGACUGGCGGUCGGCUGGAUCAUGUAGUGGCAUCGCUCGGAUCGUGGUCCCAAGCCGGCCCCCUUCUCGAACGCUCGCUCAGCGAAUUCAACGAACAGCUGCACAACAGCGCAGGAAUCCACUUCGUCGCCCUCUCGGUGUUUCUACCACGCAUCGCCGACCAGGAAGGCUCUUCCUACACAAUCCUCACAGGUGAUUCGGGUGAUAGGCUCGUGGCUCCGGGCGCAGGUCUGGUCUCCGUGGGUGAUGCGGCGCUGUGGGGCGUGAGCGCCGUGGUGCGCGCUGAGUUCCACGAGCGGCAGGCCAGGGUCAACGAGUUACGCAUCGGCGCGAUGAUCAGGUCCAAGGUAACUGAGCCGGCGGAGGUGCUCGACAAGGAUGUUGCAACCGUAAUCACCGGCAUUAUGGCUGGGCACAACGCGGUGAAAGGGCAGGUCAUUCGCUUGACGGCGGACAACGUCCGCGAACAGUUGGAGACCCAUGCCAUGCAAAGGUUUUCCCUAUAA
Messenger RNA from Acanthamoeba castellanii str. Neff, 783 nucleotides. Its product is annotated as oxidoreductase, short chain dehydrogenase/reductase superfamily protein. NCBI's taxonomy places the organism in Eukaryota, Discosea, Longamoebia, Acanthamoebidae. Bases 1 to 783 code for a protein of 260 amino acids. The transcript is spliced from 3 exons. The record is from RefSeq and is a predicted model, not a curated record.